Messenger RNA from Colossoma macropomum (tambaqui), 1329 nucleotides. RefSeq names its product protein FAM83A (gene sack1a). The record is from RefSeq and is a predicted model, not a curated record. Bases 1 to 1329 code for a protein of 442 amino acids. NCBI's taxonomy places the organism in Eukaryota, Metazoa, Chordata, Actinopteri, Characiformes, Serrasalmidae. The transcript has 4 exons. Gene Ontology annotation, biological process: epidermal growth factor receptor signaling pathway.
AUGGAACUGGACAGCAAUGGCCUGUCCGUGCAGUGCUACCUGAAGCCCAGGGUUAUGGGUAAGGUACGACGUCGUCUUCAGGAGAUGAGGAGCCCCUCUGCCCAACUGUCAACCAUGGACCUGAGUCACAAUGAAAGCGCCCGACUGGCCACUGAUGCCCUCCUGGACCAUGGCCUGAAGACCUACCAGGACGUUCUGGUCAGAGAAGAAGAAGCAGACUUCCUAUCUAUGCAAGAAAAGGGCUACAUUUUGGGCAAUGUUAAAGAGCCUGCGAAAAACGACACUGAAGAUGUGAUUGAUGAGGAUACGUCCAGCUCUAGCUCAGAGUCUAGCUCACAGACGUACUUUCCCAUGGUUUCAGACAGUGAGCCUCCCUGUCUGGACUUUGGCUGGCCAGUUGCGGACUGGAGUUACCACCUAAAGGGGCUUCCCAGUGUGGAGGUAUUCUUCCAGUCACCUAAUUCAGUCAGCAUGAAAGAUCUGCUGCGGGAAUUCAUCAGAAAAGCAACAUCAGUUCUGGCAAUUGUGAUGGACGCUUUCAGUGAUGUGGAGAUUUUCUGUGAUAUUCUUGAGGCCACAAAAAAGCGUAACAUAUCUGUCUAUCUUCUACUGGACCACAUCAACCUGCAGGUGUUUAAAGAGAUGUGUGGAAAUUUACAGAUCAACAAAUCACAUCUUACUCACAUGUCAGUUCGCAGCAUUGGUGGAGAAACCUACUGCGCCAAGUCUGGAAGGAAAUUUACUGGCCAGGUUAAGGAGAAGUUCAUGAUUGUGGACUGCACCCAUGUACUUGCUGGGACAUACAGCUUUACCUGGUUGUCCUGGCAGGUUGACAGGAGCUCGGCGAUGCUCUUUAAAGGGGCAAGCGUGAAGGCCUUUGACAUUGAGUUUCGCCGGCUAUACGCCGCCUCAAAACCAGUACCAGAAUUCUCUACAUUGCCAGAUUCAGAUGCCCUGAGUCCUCUUGUACAUUUCAUGGAACCACCAACACCAGAAAUAAAUGCUAACAUGGUCCCACAGGCCAAUGUCAGUAAAGUCCCCCAACUCCUGAAUCUCAGUUCUCCUCUACCCCUUUUGUCCGGGCUAUCUAGCCAGCCAUUUCUCACUGCCAGACCUCUGGGGUCACUCUGGCUCCCACAGAGGAUCCAUCGGCCUGGAGUUUCUCAGCGUUUCUUACCCAGAAAUUAUAAUGUCGGGAACCUUCCUUGGCACCUUCAAAACAACAACUACCACUACCUCCAUGGAGGUGUUCCACUGACCACUCAACGGCUUUUGCAUACCAGGUUAGACAGUGCUGUGUUUGGGGAACAACAUUCGCUGGCUCUGUAA